Messenger RNA from Exophiala oligosperma, 1590 nucleotides. RefSeq lists its product as uncharacterized. The transcript is spliced from 4 exons. Bases 1 to 1590 code for a protein of 529 amino acids. The record is from RefSeq and is a predicted model, not a curated record. Lineage: Eukaryota; Fungi; Ascomycota; Eurotiomycetes; Chaetothyriales; Herpotrichiellaceae. Gene Ontology annotation, cellular component: plasma membrane. Gene Ontology annotation, biological process: intracellular iron ion homeostasis; copper ion import; iron ion transport. Gene Ontology annotation, molecular function: ferric-chelate reductase activity.
AUGGAUAUUAUAACUGCCGCUAUGAUCAUCCCUGGAGGUGCACUCCUCGGGAUCAUAAUCUUAGCCUUUUUGCAAUACCACCUACGAAACAACUCCCUUCCUUAUAUCAACUCCCGUCACCUUAAGUUCUUCGCUCGUAAAUAUGCCUCUGAUCGUCCACUCCAUCGAUACCUUAGAAGCAUAGGCAUUGCUACACCGCUUUAUCUCAUUGGUCUUCUCUCUAUACUAGCAAUUAAUGCCACAGUCCUCGCUAUUUCUAAGGGCCGAGCAGUGCUGAUAAAACGAUCUGGUGAAGCUGUUUUGAUUAAUCUGAUUUUGCUCUUAGUGUGUGGCCGGCCCAACGUGUUCUCUGAGCGCGUCCACGUAUCACAACAGUUCAAGAAUUUCAUUCACAGAUGGCUUGGCAUUGUUGCCGUAGUCGAAUGUAUCGUUCACUUGAUAGCUGCUUUGAGUCUGAUUCGCCCUGGCACGCGUCCUUUCACAUCUGCAUCAAGCAUAGCAGGUCUCACUGCUGCUAUUAGCAUAGCUGUCUUGGGCGUAUUUUCAAUGCCGUUCGUUCGACGCCAUGCGUAUGAAUUGUUCCUAAGCACCCAUAUAGCCUUGACCGUCAUUAUAAUCGUUGCGAUCUUCUUACAUCUCGCCCCCUUUGACUUCUCACAACCAUCGAUCAUCCUCCUUAUUAUCGCAGGCUCGCUAUGCGCUAUACUUAUGGCAGCUCGAAUAGGAAUAUCUCUAUGGAAUAGAGCCGGGGUCAGGAUCUUUGAAGAAAAUGGAUUGCUAAAGGCUGACAUCACCCUGGCUAAGCCUCGUCAAGUUCGCGCCGGCCAAUACGUCUUCUUGCGAGUUCCUUCUACAUCGGCACUCUCCAUCAAUGAAUCACAUCCCUUUUUUAUAGCAUCAUGGGAUCAGGACAAGGAAAACAAGACCAGGAACAUCACUGCCCUCAUCCAACGGCGAAAGGGAUUCACUCGGCUCCUCCAAGCGCAACCCACGGCGGUGAGAGCCUUCCUUGAAGGCCCAUACGGGGAGUCACCCUUGGCCGAGGAUUACGGUAAUGUUAUCCUGUUCGCAUCAGGGAUUGGCGUUGCGGCUCAUUUAGGAUGUAUUAAGCAAUUGCUCAACGCCCGAGAUCACGGGCCUACUAGAACCCAGGUGAUAAGUCUCCUGUGGGAGGUCGACGAGAUUGAGCCGUGGGACGCGGCUAUCAAGAUGGUGCAUAAGCUGCUCGAUCAAGAUGCAGACCGAUGCGACAGGGAGACGCCUGAUUGGAAAAAUGCAAGGAGUCGAUUUGUCUUUCAAUACACCAUGUUCGUUCGACACCACGGGCUUGACUGGCCUGAGAAAUCCAGCGAAUCAAUGAGAGGUCGUCAACGCUGGAAAUUUGGGGCUUUGAACGCCGCUAGUACGCUCACGCAGGAACUGACCAACGUAGAAGUUCAGGGCCAGCGUCUCACACGUACUUUGAUCUCUGUCUGUGCCAAUCGUGAGAUGACUGAUAUGAUCCGGUCAGCUUAUGCGAAUACGCUUAAGGUGGAGGAGGCUAGGAGAGAGGUCGUAUUGCACACCUAUGAUUUCCAUCCAGAUGCUUAG